AUGUUGCGAUUGUCGCGGCUCUUCCGGGAGAUGGCUCCGGAGCUGCAGUUGGAGUAUGUGCCGCUGCUCUUCACUAGGACCAUCCUCGGUCCGAGGGGCGGUUUUGCCGGCGAGGAGCGCCUCAUCAAGCUCGAGGUGGCGCGUAAAUACAUGGAGGACGGUUACGCGGUAGCGCCUACGGACGAGCUGCGGAAAGGAAUGUGGUGUUUCAACCCGGACACAAAUCAGUAUGAUAGCUUUAUUGAGCGCAAUGAGGAAUUUCUUGACUUCGCCGCGCGUAAGCGGCAAUGGCUCGAUGUGUACUGGCGGGUAAACACUGGGUACCUGCUCUUCGGGCGGCAAUCGUGGGGGCAGGGUUUCCUCAUUAACUGCCCGCUGCGCAAGCGGGAUGUGGCGCAGAAGCUGUGGGAGCAGUACAAGGUGCGCGUGGACCCGCGGCUCAUCGAGUUCCGCGAGAAGGACCGCCGCACGGGCAUACAAGAGCUAGGGCACAACUGGUGCUGGCUGUACCUGCCGGGGGCGGAGGAGUUGGGUAUUGACCGUGAGGUGUACGACAAUAAGCGGGUGAAGGUGAGAAUACAUGUCCGCAAAAUGACGUCAAUGUACGCCCUGUACUAA
This is a messenger RNA of Trypanosoma grayi, 618 nucleotides long. RefSeq lists its product as hypothetical. The transcript has a single exon. Lineage: Eukaryota; Euglenozoa; Kinetoplastea; Trypanosomatida; Trypanosomatidae. The coding region runs from base 1 to 618 and encodes 205 amino acids. The record is from RefSeq and is a predicted model, not a curated record.